UUAAGAUCUAACAAUUUCCUGAUUGAAAACUUGGAACCACACCUCGGGACUCUGAGGGGGAGCUCCGGCACGCCGGUUGUACGUGUAACCGUCGGCAAAGAAUCGCAAUUAUAAUUAGAAAUAAAAGCCGGCAUCUCCGCGCGGCUGGGAGCGGCGCGCGGCGGUCGGUGGCACGCGUUAACCGCGAGGGCGCGGAGCUUGUUACAGUGUUACAGCCCCUCACUGAGUCACCGCUAACUAAGUAACUAAUAGCUUUCUCAUGGGAUCCCAUUUUCUACGACGGCCGAGAAAGUAGGGCGCCACGACGGACUACUCGGACGAGGCUUCAACGGUCUGACCUGAGGUAUCUGGUUACGCCCACGCCAACUUUGGACCUCUGAGGCGAUUGCAGCUGCUGGUCACAGGGACGGAGGGGGGGGGGGGGUUUGGCUCAGGGGAGUGACCGAGCAGUCGAGGGACAGCCCUGGAUGCACUGGGACUGAGGCAGCACGCCGUCCACCAGAUCAUCGUCAUCCCGUAGGGCGGCAGCAGGGAGCCGCAAGCCCCCAGUGAAGGAGGCUGGACAUGAGCGAAUUUUGGCACAAGAUGGGCUGCUGUGUGGUGGCCAAGCCCCCUCCGAAAAAGAGAAGGAGGAAGAUCGACCGCAGCAUGAUCGGGGAACCAAUGAACUUCGUACACCUGACGCAUAUCGGCUCAGGGGAGAUGGCAGAAGGACUGGCCCCGUCUGGCCCUAUUCAGGAGCAGAUGAGGUCAAAGGGACGCAGUGCCAAUGGGCGGGGUGCUUUCCUAUAGCCUCUAAGCCCCCUCCAGCUUUACAGGAGAAGCUACCAAUUGCAGCCGUAUAAAGUCUCUGACCCUGCCUGCCCACAGUCGUGCUGGGAUCCAGCCCAGCACUUAGCAAUUUGGAAGAUCCCCGGCUCCCAUCCACUCUGCUGAGAUUGUUUGCUAGACGUCCCAAAAACAGUGCACCUCAGACAUGGCAUUAAGCCCUUACACCUGUAUUUUUAGAGGAUGACUUAUUUUACGUAUUGUAUAAAAUGUUUCUGUAGUAGUUAACAACUGAUUUUGAGUGUGCGUGUUACAAUUGAGAUAGGGUUGGAAUUUCUGAUUUUAAAGCUUUGAUUGGGCUGUAGAGUGUCACAGUUGAGAAUUCUCCCCUCUAGCAAAUGGAUAGAAUGCCGUUUGCGAUGUGCAAUCUUUUAUCAAAGUGAGUGUGUGUGUGUUUAUGUAUGUAACAUGUUUCAGCACAUUUCUUUUUACUGCCACCUUAAAUUUUGUUUGGCUCCAGUGCAGAUUACUGCCUUAGUGUUGUUUAUGGUGGCUCUCAAUUUUAGCUCUUUUUAAACCUGUUCAGCUUACAAAUUUUCAAAGCGCGAGUUUUCAGAAUACUGUAGAAUUAGAUCAUUGGUCUGUCCUGUAUGCGGAGGUUGUCACAAUGAUGACACGACCCAAAGUGUUAAUGCCAAGGAGUCUUAUGUUCAGUUUAGCAUUCAUGGCUACGCAUCAUCGCUGCCGACUGACGGCACUCCUUCCUGUCCGCUGGUGCUCACCUGAAAGCACAUGGACGGUUAAACCAUCGGGCACCUGAGCUGCCUGUUCGCAUGAAAACCUGCCCCCUGCCUCUGCCGGCAGGUUUGACGAAAGACUGCUCGGCUCAGCCUUAACAAGGCCAUCUGGGAUAUUUCACCUUGGAGCAACAUCCGGAUCUAGUGUAAAAACGUGCCCUUCUUAAGCCCUCAAGCCGCAUUCCGCCAUCAGGGUCUUACACCCUCUCUAUAGUGGCCAAACCUGGGACUGGACUCCUGUCAUCUACUACACUACCCCCGGACCAAACACACACCCUGGAACCAGAGUGUGGUAGGAGAGCGGGCUGUGUUGGUGUUUUGGUGUCCGGCUGGCCCAGUUCUAUACCAAACCCUGCAGUGGAGCUGAGGUUAAAUGUCACUUUUACACUUCCUGGAAAAGGACUGAACUUUACCGUUACUCUUCGUAUUAGGGAUUCAGCUUAGAUUUAUUUUUUUUUGACUGAAGAUUUUAAAUGUUAAUGAAUUUUGUUAAAAUACUGCAGCCAAACAUCUAGUUUGCUUCUUUCGUGUUUUUCCCCCUCGCCUCUAUACCCGAGUGCUUUUUAUUCCUUUAAUUUACAGCUGUAGUCCACUUCUUCCCCCAGCUCCCAGUGCAUUGGUUAAUUUUUUUUCCCCCAGUUGUUGCUUGAUAUUACAUUUUUUUUUUUUUUUGGAAGAUUGCAUUUCAGGUCCGUUAAGAUACAAGGAAAAGCACAUUAAUCCCUCAAUCCAUGAUUUUGCUCUGGAUUCUCUCACGGGGAAUAUAGUUUUUGAAAUAACGUGCUCUUUCAUUUAAAAAGGGGUGGUGUUUAAGGGGGUGCCAGUGUUUGUAGUGGGAGGGGUGGGAAAGGUUCACUGGAGAGUACAAGUUUUUUUUUUGUUUUUUUUUUUUAACCGUGUACCGGAAGCUUCAGUAGUUCUGUGGAAGUCACAUGGCCACCCCCUGUGGUGUGAAAGGGGCAGUGCACUUCCUAAUGGCUGUCUGUGUGCAGAUCUGACCUAAUUGCAGGUGCGGACUGGGCUAGAGUGCCUCAACACUGCAAAACCUUCCUGUUAAAGUGAUGCAUGUACAAUUUCACCCAUAUACAAUCCCAUGUGCAAUGUACACUGCUUGCCUUAGCCAACUUAGUGUCAUUAAAAUUUAUAUUUCCUAAA
This is a messenger RNA of Brienomyrus brachyistius, 2720 nucleotides long. Its product is annotated as CDC42 small effector protein 1-like. Lineage: Eukaryota; Metazoa; Chordata; Actinopteri; Osteoglossiformes; Mormyridae. The transcript has 5 exons. The coding region runs from base 565 to 792 and encodes 75 amino acids. Gene Ontology annotation, cellular component: plasma membrane. Gene Ontology annotation, biological process: regulation of Rho protein signal transduction. The record is from RefSeq and is a predicted model, not a curated record. Gene Ontology annotation, molecular function: small GTPase binding.